AUGGAAUUCUGCAAGGAUCCGGAAGGUUUGCAUGGUGAGGUGGAGUUUCGGCAACAGCAGUGUGUUGAUCAACGAUGCCAGUGUAUAAAUGGAAAUUGGUUCUGCAUUGACACCUGCACUCCACUUGAGGAGCUCGACUGUGCUCCGGAGGAACGCAUUUUCUGGGAUCCCUUCUGCUGUCCUCGGUGUAAAGGCAGUAAGAAAUGCAAUGUAACCGUAUCGACAAUCAAUUGGUUGGAGGAGGCGCCUGGUCCGAAAGACCUAUCCCGUUUCGUCAGUGUUUUCAAUUCAGAAGGCCAAUCAGAGGAUUCCAGUGGCAAGACGAGUAAAAGGAAUGAGAAAAGCAAUGAAGAACCCCUGGCGCCAAUAUCAAAUGCAACUGUGAACGCGAUGGAAAAGACGGCACUCAUCACUGUAGAUCCGGCGCAGCAUUUGGUCACCCACGCUGGUCGAUGUGUCUGCACAAAUGGCGAACUCAGAUGCUCAAGACCUGGUACAGAUGAGCUCAUUUUUAGAUCUCUACCAUAA
Messenger RNA from Rodentolepis nana, 528 nucleotides. The record is from the annotation of a GenBank genome assembly. NCBI's taxonomy places the organism in Eukaryota, Metazoa, Platyhelminthes, Cestoda, Cyclophyllidea, Hymenolepididae.